This is a messenger RNA of Fraxinus pennsylvanica, 345 nucleotides long. Lineage: Eukaryota; Viridiplantae; Streptophyta; Magnoliopsida; Lamiales; Oleaceae. The record is from the annotation of a GenBank genome assembly.
AUGCAAGCAGUCGUUUGCUGCUUCUCGCAGCGGCAUGCCGUUGCUGUACAAACAAUAGCAGCGCCUUACCGCGCUGUGCAGCUCACUGCAAGGGCAGAUGAAGAAAAUGAAAGAAGGAAAUGGAGGAGUAUUUCUAUCAUAUUUUAUUGUACCAUCGAUGAUACACGAAAUAAUGGGAAGAAUAACAGCACGAUACAAUAUUGCCCAGGUGCUACCAUAGACGGAAUAACUGGUAAGCCUCUUCACCAGCUUCAGAUGGCAUCAAUCAAGGAAUGUUGUUGCACAGAAGCUGCAACAGAUAGAACCAUAGUUGUUGGCGGUGAUAUUGUAGCAUAUAUUAACUAA